Messenger RNA from Aspergillus nomiae NRRL 13137, 408 nucleotides. RefSeq lists its product as uncharacterized. The record is from RefSeq and is a predicted model, not a curated record. Gene Ontology annotation, molecular function: guanyl-nucleotide exchange factor activity; G-protein alpha-subunit binding. The transcript has 2 exons. Gene Ontology annotation, cellular component: cytoplasm. Gene Ontology annotation, biological process: G protein-coupled receptor signaling pathway. Lineage: Eukaryota; Fungi; Ascomycota; Eurotiomycetes; Eurotiales; Aspergillaceae. Bases 1 to 408 code for a protein of 135 amino acids.
AUGCAAUUUGUGCGCAAUGUUGGGUAUGGGUAUGCCUCAGGAUUUCUACCGCUCCUUAAGAACCAGUUGGCUCUAGGUACUCCUGGCGGCUCAACGGAUCAUACCAGUGAUUCCACGGACCACACCAAAGAAACUGAACAAGUGGCUGGAGAGGAAAGAGGACAGAAUAUACAGGGUGAUAGUAGUGCUACGCCUGCAAUAGAAAAUAUGGUCGAGUAUGAAAUAAAUCCAGUCACUGGGCAAAGAAGAGAUAUGGAAACUCCACAAAAUGCUCCAGAGAUGACAAUAGAAGAGAAGGAACGUGAAGCAGAAAGGCUCUUCGUUCUCUUUCAAAGAUUACAAGAGACCGGCGUCAUCCAAGUCGAGAACCCAUUGAUCCAGGCUAUACGUGAAGGUAGACUAGAAUAA